AUGGAGGAAAACCCUAGUUCAUCAAGAACUGAUAGAAAAUUCAUUGAGAGGAAUAGAAGAAAUCAAAUGAAGGCUCUCUACUCCAAGCUCUAUUCACUUGUGCCUCAUCAAAGCUCAAUGGAGGCUAAUUCGCUGCAAGAUCAGAUAGGAGAAGCCACAAGCUACAUAAAGAAUUUACAGAUGAAGUUGGAAAAAUUGAAGGAGAAGAAGAACAAACUAAUAGGAAUUGACAGGUCAAAAUAUCCACAAUUUGAGAUCCAACAAACUUGUUCAACCUUAGAGGUUGUUCUAAUAACUGGAUUGGAUUGUCAAUUCAUGUUCAAUGCUACCAUUCGUGUUCUUCAUGAAGAAGGAUUAGAUAUUGUUAAUGCCAGUUAUGCAGUUGUUGAAGAUACAGUUUUCCAUACAAUACACUGUCAGGUAGGGGAAUCUGCCAAUGGAGCUGCGAGGAUAUCUGAGAAACUAAGGAAAUUUUAG
Gastrolobium bilobum is the source of this 477-nucleotide messenger RNA. Its product is annotated as transcription factor bHLH162-like. The transcript is spliced from 3 exons. Bases 1 to 477 code for a protein of 158 amino acids. Gene Ontology annotation, cellular component: RNA polymerase II transcription regulator complex. Gene Ontology annotation, biological process: regulation of transcription by RNA polymerase II. The record is from RefSeq and is a predicted model, not a curated record. Gene Ontology annotation, molecular function: protein dimerization activity; RNA polymerase II transcription regulatory region sequence-specific DNA binding; DNA-binding transcription factor activity, RNA polymerase II-specific. NCBI's taxonomy places the organism in Eukaryota, Viridiplantae, Streptophyta, Magnoliopsida, Fabales, Fabaceae.